Stomoxys calcitrans (stable fly) is the source of this 9883-nucleotide messenger RNA. It is a transcript of the gene cut, whose product is annotated as homeobox protein cut. Gene Ontology annotation, molecular function: DNA-binding transcription factor activity, RNA polymerase II-specific; DNA binding. The record is from RefSeq and is a predicted model, not a curated record. Gene Ontology annotation, biological process: regulation of DNA-templated transcription. Lineage: Eukaryota; Metazoa; Arthropoda; Insecta; Diptera; Muscidae. Bases 1417 to 7926 code for a protein of 2169 amino acids. The transcript is spliced from 7 exons.
UUCGUGACAGGCAACAUCUCAUUAGAUUAACGUUGCGCUGUCUGUUCGCUCUUCUUUUUUUGUAGUAGUAAAUAAUCAAAUCAGAUCACAAAGCAACAACAACACACCAUAUAUAAUUUUCAAAUCUAACUACAGCAAAAAAAAAAGAAUAACAAAAACAAACCAAAAAAGCCGAUGAUAUAUAAAAAGAGAAAGAAAAGCCUGGUAAAAGAAGAAAAUUCACAAAUGCAUACGCGGAAGAAAAUCGAAACGACGUUCGAUCAAUUGAAAGCCAAAUUCGCAACUUGACUAACGGAUUAAUACGCGUAGACGGAAUUUUAUCUUUCGUAUGAAUGGAGUAAAGAAAAACAUAAACAAAACAAGUGUUUGAGCCCAUAUAUGCACACCUUGCCGGGGGAGAAGAGAAUUUAAAAAAAAAAUAUUUGCAAAAAACAAGUGUCUGUUUGAAGAAAAAAUAUGCUGUAAACAGAAGACAAGUGUUUGAAUAUUUUAUUUGUUAAACAAAAACCCCAAACAACAACACAUGGAAAAAAGAAGUGAAAGCAAACAAAAUCAAAAUUUAUAACAAAAAAAAAUCAAUAGUGAAACAUUUUGCAUUUUGCAAACUUUUAAAGAAAUUUUUUAAAAAAAAAAUGCUUUGAUACUUGAAACUAAGCCAGCCUACAGUUUUUAUUUGCAAGUGUGUUGAAAAAAUACCAACAGUACCAAUGGCCAAAAUAAAAUUCAAAUUUAAAUUUGUGUUAACUUUAACAAUAUAAUUUCUCCAAUCUUGGGUUAUUUAUUGUGCAACGUGCCCCUUUACCUGUUUCCCCCCACCAACAACCACCCACUCUCAUUUCUACAUAAAUCCAAAGAGCAAAUAGAAACCCAAAGAAAAGAAAAUUACAUAUUUUUGAAAGAAAAACGUUAAGAAUUUCUAAAGACAAACUGGAAUCUGUAACUGAAAAAACGUCGUCUUUAACAGCAACAACGCCUUUAAGCCACCGCCUCAACAGUGGUGUACCAACCACGGCUGCUGGCUCCCCACAACAAAUCAUAACCGCCAACAACACCUCAUUCUCAUCAACAUCAUUAUCAUCAUUGCCAUUAAUUUCAACAACUCCCCCCUUAUCAUCGAUAUUAUCAGCUGAGACCAGUACCAGAAGUAACAGAGCUAACCAAGUUAACACCUGCUGCUCAUCAUUGUCACCAUUUCCCUCACCUAAACUAUCAACAACAGCAGCAGUGUCAGCAGUCAGCUUGACCACCAACACCUUCAAAACGGCGGCUAAAUCAUCCUCAUCCUCCUCAUCGUCACCCUUGCCAGCAGCAGCCCCCACAGCAGCAGCAGCAGCAUUAGUGGCAGCAACAGCAACAACAUUAUUGCCAACAACAGUUAUCGAUUCAGUUGAGGCCUCCUCCAAUCAAAGCAACCGAAUGCAGCCAACAUUGCCCCAAACAGCCGGUACAGCCGAUAUGGAUUUGACGGCUGUACAAUCAAUGGAUUGGUUUUUCAAAAAGGAACAAAUUUAUCUAUUGGCACAAUUUUGGCAACAGAGAGCUACCUUGGCUGAAAAGGAAGUCAACACUCUGAAAGAGCAACUGUCCACCAAUACCCCCAAUACCGAUACCAACAGCGAAGGUGACAACAAUCUGGAUUUGUCAAUUUCCACCUCCACAGCAGCUAACAUCACUAAUACCACGAAUAGCGGUGAAGCGGCAGAAGCCAGCGACAACAAUACAGCAUCGGCCACCGAUAUCCCACCAAAUAAUCGCCUGACGCCCUCCUCAUUCGAUAGCCACAAUACGAAAUUACUAAACAGUGUGGCUGCAGCCAUAACACUGCAUCAGAACGGUGGUAAUCUGUUGGCUACAACACCUUCACCAUCGCCACCCCUCUCCGAUAGCGGCAGCAGUCAGCAACAAUUGAACGGCUGCUUAAAUCCCAAAUUGUUCUUCAAUCACGCCCAACAAGUUAUGAUGAUGGAAGCUGCUGCCGCAGCAGCGGCCGCCGCCGCUGCAGCAGUGCAACAGCAACAAUCGCCCAUGCAUUCGCCACAACCUGCUGACGCUAACACAACACACAAUGCACAGGACUCAAGUGCUGAGGAAAUGCAACAACCCACCAACAACAACAAAACAAUGGAACACAAAGAUAAUGCAUCAUCAUCAUCGUCAUUAGAUAAGGCCUCAAGUGAUACUCAACAACUGCAGCAGCAUUCACCGGAAAAAGACAACAUUAAUAACAGCCCCCGCCAUCGAUCUACUGGCUUGGUGGAGGAGGAGGACGAUGACGAAGACGAGGAAGCUAAUGCGGAGCAGGCCAGUGAUUGUGCUUCGAUAAAUAAUAAUAACAUUAACAACAACAACAACAAAAAUAUCAAUAGUUUUAAUAGUGAUAAUAAACAUAGUUUAAAUGCCAGUUGUGCGGAAACGGAAAUGCUAAAACACAAGACAAAGACAACCACCAGCACCACCGUCGCCGCCAGCACCCAUGCCACAGAGGAUGCAAACUCAGAAGAUUUAGAGAGUAGAGGGCCUCUAUUGGAACCCAAACACUCUGAUUUUGUAGCUGCCAAAGAGAAAGAGAUUAAAGCCUUAUUUGAAGAAGUUAAACGUUUAAGAGCCCUUGAACAAUCCCACUUGGUACAAAUCCAUAGGCUGGAGGAACAUUUGGAAGCCAAACGCCAACAUAUUGUACGCUUGGAAGCCAAAUUGGAAAAAGAACAAAUCAAUGAAGCCCUACAACAAUCCGCUGGCCCCCCAAAAUCCGAUCGUCAAGAAAACCCCGAAUCGGAAGUGGUGGCAGAAAAUUUGGAAACCCCUCAAAUGGUCAUCGAUUAUGAUGACGAUGAAGAUGAGGAGGAUAGACCUGCAGAACCAAUUCAGCAUAACCUAGACGAUGAUGAAGAUGACGAGGAGGACAACUGUGAUCUAGACAAAGAAAAUAACAAUGAUAAUGAACAAAAUCAAAAUUCUAAUGCUAACCCAGAGCAAAAUGCUGGCGAGGAUGUGCAAAAGGAGGCAUUGAAAAUCAAAAAGGAAACACAGGCUCCUUUGUCUUUGGACUCCAUUAGCCAACAAAAUGUUGUUGCAGCUGCUGCUGCAGCGGCAGCCGCCUGCAAUAACGAUCCCAAUAAAUUCCAGGAAUUACUCAUGGAACGCACCAAAGCCUUGGUAGCCGCUGAAGCUUUGAAGAACUCUGAAGAAAAUUCUCUAGAUAAAGCCAAGGAGCAAGCCAUUGCUGAUGAAGAUGGUGGUGAUAAUGAAGUCUUAGAAUCAAACCCCUCCGCUUCAUUAUCUUUGGAAAAGCCCAUCGCCACUAACACCACCGCUACCACAACCACCAACACCAACUCGACAAUCCCCCCUAAUAAUGAGGCUGAUCUUGAAGAAGCCUCAAAAGUGCCAAAAAUCGAAAUACUAGAUGAUGAUGAUGCUGAAAAUAAUGCUUCUCAUAGCGCUCAAGAUAAUUCAGAGAAAGCUUCAUUUUCGCUGUGCGAUAAAAAUAAAAUUAUCAAUUUGGAUAGUGACAAGUCUUGUGAUGAUGAGGCUACGGCCACUUUUAAGCAAAAUGUUGAACGUUUCGGUUCUUUGUUGGGCGAAGAAUUGGUCAAUAGCUAUUGGAGGCGAGGCUUUGAUGCAACCAAAUCGCAACAACAGCAGCACCAUAGCCAACAUCAUCUGCACCAUCAUCAGCAGCAUCAACAGCAACAUCCUUUAAUGAUGCCUCAAACCGUCCAAUCGCAACAACAUCAACAACAACAGCAUUACCAUCAACAUUUGCAACAACAGCAGCAACAACAAGCCAUUUCGUCGAACUCACCUUAUACUACGUCUUCUUUGCUACAACAUCCGUCUUCUUCGCAGGCCCCGCCUUGCGGUCCUUCGUCCACCACUUUGCUUAGUCAAUUAGUUAAUUCCACUUUUUCUACCCCCAACUCAACCACAACUCAAAAUUCCUCUUUACGUUCAACAGAUGCCCACUUCCCACAUCAUCAUCCACAUCAGCAGCAGCAACACCUCCAUCACCAAUUGCCUCCCCACUUAGCCGAUCAUCAUGAUAAGUCCUCGGCUGCCCACAAUCAUCAUGAAUCGUCAGCCUCCAGUGCCAGUACGCCCAACUUGCCCGAACAGCGUUCGAGUGAGGAGCAGCAUCAGCAACAUCAUCACUCUCUCAAUGGCUCGCUGAAGAAUUUCGAAGACAACAACAACAGUUUGGGAGCCACACCCACCGGCCAUGGUCUGGGUGGAGGUCAUCCCCAUUUACCUCAUGGCUUCCUGCCCGGUUUACCAUUCCAAUUUCAAGAUCGCGGCCAUUUCCGCUUUGCCGAUGAUUUGCAAUUGCCUCCGGGCACCUCAAUGGCUGGCCGCUUGGGCGAGUCCCUGAUACCCAAAGGUGAUCCCAUGGAGGCCAAAUUGCAAGAGAUGCUACGCUACAAUAUGGACAAAUAUGCCAAUCAGGCCUUGGACACAUUGCACAUUUCGCGCCGUGUACGCGAGCUGCUAUCGGUGCACAACAUUGGCCAACGCAUAUUUGCCAAAUAUAUUUUGGGCCUGUCACAAGGCACCGUCUCUGAGCUGCUGUCCAAGCCAAAGCCUUGGGAUAAACUCACCGAGAAAGGACGUGACAGUUACCGCAAAAUGCAUGCCUGGUCCUGUGAUGAUAACGCUGUUAUGCUGCUCAAAUCGUUGAUACCUAAGAAAGAUUCUGGCUUGCCGCCUUAUGGUGCUGGUCGUGACGAUUCCAUGUCUGAUGAUCGCAUUGCUCACAUUUUGAAUGAAGCCUCAUCACUGAUGAAGGGUUCAGGGCCUUCAGUUUUGCAACAGCAACAACGUUCGGGCAUUCCCGAAGAUUCCCACAGCGCUGAGGAUUCCAAAUCACCUCAUCAACCUUGUUCCUCACCCUUCUACAAGGAUCACAUGAAAUCACAGAUGGACAACUCAAUGUCUGGCUCCGGUCAUAUGCGCCCCGAUGAGGUUAAUCCCGAAAAAAUGGCUCGCCUUUACCAAGAGAUAAUGGCUAGAGCUCCACGAGAAGCAUUCCCAGGUUUCUUGCUUUCUCCCUUUUUCAGCGGCGGCCUACCGGCCGGCAUGGGUGCCAAUGCCUUUCCUGGCCUAGCGGCCGAUGAAAAUAUGCGCAUGGCCUUUGAACGAGAGAUGUCCAAAUUGCAACAGCAACAACAGCAGCAGCAACACUCUCAGCCGCCCAACUUUGCCAAUUUCUCUAGUCUCAUGGCUCUGCAACAGCAAAUGUUGAAUGGGGCCCAGGACUUGACACUGGGCAAAGAGGAAGGCCUGAAAGACUCCAAACUCAAUGGACAACGUCACUCCUUUGAUGGAUCCUCACAGAACUCACUCAGCAACGCUGCCGGCGGUCAGACUACCCCCAAUGCCAAAGAAAAUUCUGCCUCAGAUGUUGAUAGACUGUAUCCCGGUAUGGUUAAGAACGAACAGGGCAACAAGACUCCAGCUCCAGCACUUUCCAGCAAUGCUUCCACCACCAACACCAAUUCGGCUGCUCCCAGUCCUCUCAGCAACUCUAUACUCCCGCCUGCUAUGACUCCCACCGAUGAGUUCGGUGCCACCGCCAGCCCCUUGCAAAGAAUGGCUUCCAUCACCAAUUCCCUGAUUACCCAGCCUCCGGUACCACCACAUCAUACACCACAACAGCGCCCCACCAAAGCCGUCUUGCCACCCAUCACCCAACAACAAUUCGAUAUGUUUAACAAUCUCAAUACCGAAGACAUUGUGCGCCGUGUCAAGGAGGCCUUAUCUCAGUAUUCCAUUUCGCAGCGCCUGUUUGGAGAAUCUGUUUUGGGCCUAUCCCAGGGAUCCGUAUCGGACCUCUUGGCCCGUCCCAAGCCCUGGCACAUGCUCACCCAGAAGGGUCGAGAACCAUUCAUACGCAUGAAAAUGUUUUUGGAAGACGACAAUGCCGUACACAAAUUGGUAGCUUCCCAAUACAAAAUAGCUCCUGAAAAGCUAAUGAGAACAGGCAACUAUGCAGGAGCCCCACAAAUGCCUCCGGGCUUGGUGGGCAAAAUGCCACCAUCCCUGCCCAUGCAAAAGAUGAUGAGUGAAUUGAAAUUGCAGGAACCAGCUCACAUUAUGCAACAGAUGCAGGCAGCCGCUGUUAUGUCCGCUGCCAUGCAGCAGCAUCAACAACAGCAGCAGGCUGCCGCAGUUCAACAGAGCCAGCAGGCCGCUGCUGCUCAGGCAGCAGUGCAGGCCGCACAAGCUGCAGCUGCCGCUCAAGCCGCCCAGGCCGCUCAAGCUGCCCAACAACAUCAUCAGAGCAUGCUAUUGACUUCGCCUGGCUUGCCUCCACAACAUGCCAUUCCUUUGCCUGCCGCCAACUCUAAUCCCACUUCGGGCGCCAGCACACCUGCCGGUGGUCCCUCUUCCGAGAAGAAACAGCCAAUGAUGAUGCCCAUCCAUUCGCCCCACCAAGGAAAUGCCAUGCGCAACAUGCACCAGCACAUGUCACCCACCGUUUAUGAGAUGGCAGCCCUCACUCAAGAUUUGGACACUCAGGUUAUCACCACCAAAAUCAAGGAGGCUUUAUUGACCAACAAUAUUGGUCAGAAGAUUUUCGGCGAAGCUGUUUUGGGUUUGUCUCAGGGUUCCGUGUCGGAGUUGCUGAGCAAGCCCAAGCCCUGGCAUAUGUUGUCCAUUAAGGGUCGAGAGCCUUUCAUUCGCAUGCAGUUGUGGCUUUCCGACGCCAACAAUGUGGACCGUUUGCAGGCGUUAAAGAAUGAGAGAAGAGAGGCCUCCAAACGCCGACGUUCCACAGGACCCAAUCAACAGGACAACAGCUCAGAUACUUCCAGCAAUGAUACCAAUGAUUUUUACACCAGCAGUCCUGGUCCUGGUUCGGUGGGAAGUGCCGGAGCUCCCCCGAAUAAGAAGCAGAGGGUGCUGUUCUCAGAAGAGCAAAAAGAGGCUUUGCGAUUGGCAUUUGCUUUGGAUCCCUAUCCCAAUGUGGGCACCAUAGAAUUCCUGGCCAAUGAACUGAACUUGGCCACUCGCACCAUCACCAACUGGUUCCACAAUCAUCGCAUGCGUUUAAAACAACAAGUGCCUCAUGGUCCUCCGGGCCAGGAAACGAAUAUACCCACACGUGAAAACACCAAUUCCACUCCUUUCGAUCCCGUCCAAUUCCGCAUCUUGUUGCAACAGAGAUUACUAGAGCUGCAAAAGGAACGCAUGGGUCUGGGAGGCAAUAAUCCCUUGCCAUAUCCACCCUAUUUUGCGGCGGCUGCUCUAUUGGGCCGCAGCCUGGCUGGCAUGCCCAAUGCCGGAGGUGCCGGUGUACCCAAUGAAGCCGAAUUGAGAGCCUUAAAUCAAAAAUUCCAAGAACAAAUGGCCGGUUUGGACUUGUCAAUGAGUUCGCUGAAGCGUGAGAGAACCGAUGACUUUGACGAUGAUUUGGAUGAUGGCCAUCUCAGUGAGAACGAAAAUGACUCUUUGGAUGGCGAAGACAAAGGGGGAGAGUUUAAGGCGCUGAGCAGUCUAAAUGCCCAACACUUUUUGAAUAGCAUGCGCUUGAACAGACGCAAACCUGCCGCACCACAAUGGGUUAACCCUGCCGUUCCCUCAGCCACCGAAAGCGAGCGCAUUAUCAAUGGCGUUUGUGUUAUGCAGGAGGGCAACGAUGAGUCCUCAACCCACCACGAGGAGGAGAACCAGGCCAAGUCAUCGUCGCACAACGACAGUGAGGAUGCCGAUGCGGAUGCCCCACAUCAUCUGGUCAUGGAGCCCGAGGUGUUGAUCAAACAAGAAAAAGAAGACUGCGAAAGUGAUAACGACAAACCAGCAAAUGAUGAAGCGUCGGCUAUGAUGAGUGCCGAGGACAAACUGAGAAUGGUGAGGGUCAAUCGUCUGAGCAACGAGGAUGAGGGAGUGGCGCCAGCCAUCAUGCCAGCCACAGCGUGGAAUUAUUAAGAAAUAAUAGACCGCAAAACAAGGCAGAGAAAGUGCAAUGUUCGGAAAUGUUGUCUUUUUUGAUUUAACUGUUUUCUUUACAAGUUUUAUUUUUUGUUGUGAUUAAGUUUGCAUAGGGUUGCCACACCGUGUAAAUAGUAGUCGUAAGGCAUCAGCUGGCAACUCUUGAUUAACAGAUUUGAACAAAUGAGUAUUAUGAUUUGAUUUCUAAGAAUUUUCGUUUUUAAGUUUUCUUUUAUUGCCUUUAGGUUUUUAGUUUUUAGUUCAUAAAUAAAGACUGUAAAUUAUAAGUUUUGAGGAGUUUCAGUUCAUAUAUAUUUAAAUGUAAAUAUAAUUUAAUAGUUGUAUAUAUAGAAGAAAACCACACACGCAGACAUGCAAACCAAUUCAAAAUCUGAUUUAACUUCCUUUUUGAUCUCAAAAGAACUAUCGAUGAUUUUUUUAUAAUAAAAAAAUAAAAAUAAAAAAAAAAAUUACUAAAAAAGGGUAGUUAAACAAGCAAACAUAAAUUUAUAAAAAAAAAAAGAAUCUCUUUUUUUUUAAAAAACAAAAACACAAUAAAGAAAAUAUAUAAAAUAUAUGAAAUAAACAAAAAACUAAAAUGAACCAUAUGAUAAAAUAAAAAUAAAUUAUAAAACAAUAACAUAUGUAGAUGAUAAUAGUUUAAAUUUCUUCUUUAAUAAUAAUGAAAAAAAACAACAACAAAAAUCACUUUAAGAUAAAAACUUAAAAGAAAAAACAUCAAAAAAUAAAAGCCCUUUUAGCAUAUCGUUUAUUCUAAUAAAACAAAACCCAAUAAGUUUUCCAAAAAUUUAAACCUAAACGCAUAAAAACAAAACACAAAACAAAUCCUAAGUUUUCCUACUUAUUUAUAAACGAAAAAAAAAAAAAACAAAAUAAAACAAAAACGCCCACACAAACACAAAAUAUUUUAGGCUAAGCUCCAAAUGUAUAUAUUAGUUGUAGCUUAUAAGUUUAAACAAGUUAAUAUUAUAAUUAUUAUUAUUAUUAUUAUUGUCACCAAAAUUUUUAUUACUAUCGGAAAGUAAAAACCAACAAAUUUAAUGUUUAUCUGUUCUGUUGAUAAUAAGUCAAAAUAAAAUACAUAUAUUUAAAAUAAUAUGGCAUAACAAAAAUUCGUUUUCUUAUGCAUCUCAAAAAAAAAAAAAAAAACAAAAAACAAACGAAACCAACAACCAACAAUUUGCAUUUCUAUUUUAUAUGCUUUAGUUAAAACUUAGUUUUAUUAGUUUAUAAUUUUAUCAUUAUUAUUUUUUUGAAAUAAAAACGAAAAACAUGAAAAUAAUUAUCACAAAAAAAGAAAAAAACAAAACCAAAUCAGUUUUUAUUUUACCACAAUUUUAAAGACACGAAACGCGAAAAUUUUGAAGAAAUAAAUGAAUAGCAGAGGAACCUUAGUCCUCGCAAUAAAUUUUUAUAAAUAAAUUUAAAUAAAAAAAAUUAAAAAAAAAAAUGGAAAAAAGCCAUGGCCUCUGCUAAGGUCUAGUAGUUUUUUUUUUUUUGGACUUAUAUAAAGAACAAAAAAUAUCGAUAAAAAUCAACAAAACCAAGUUAUUUAGUUUAUUAUAGUUAUCGAAACAAACAACAAAAAUAUAAUAACAAGAAAAACAAAAACAAAAUUAAAAAUAUUAUUAAAAAUAAUAUCUCAUAACUUAUCAAAUAAGCCCCACCCUGGCCCCUUCCUCUCAAAAACAAAAAAAAAAUCCUUUGACCCAAAAACAAGUAAACCAAAAAUUAUCAAAAAAUUAUACACCUUCUCCCUGGCCCUUUUAACAUUCACACAAACUCUCUCACAUUUACACUUUCACACACACACACACAUUCACACAUUCUCUCUCUCUCAAACACAUGAAAUCUUAACGCGUACGUAAUAAUUAUAAAAAUUAAAAUUAAUUAAAAAUUAAUAAAAUCAAGAAAAAUAUUUCAAAAAAGUAAA